AUGUGGAAUGAAUCUCCCGGAGCAAUUAUAACUGACCAAGACCUUGCAAUUUGUAAUGCCACUAAAAAAGUUUUUCCGCAUACACAUCAUCGAUAUUGUCAAUGGCACCUUGGGCUUCAUGAGUGCGAGCACCUAAGUUCACUGCAAUAUGCUCACCCAUCAUUCAAUGAGGACUACAAUAUGUGGGCUAAGAAAUGUAGAACUAUUGAAGAAUCUGAGGAAUAUUGGAACGUGUUGUGUGAGAAAUACAAGCCACAUUAUGAAGAACCUUUAACAGAUUCUCAAAAAAAUAUUAUGAAGUCUUGGAAAUGGAUUGUGAACAUGUAUGAAAAACGACAUCAUUGGGUAAAGGCAUACCUAAAGGAUACAUUUUUUGCAGGUAAAUCGUCAAAUAGUAUCAGGAAUGAAGUCUCUCAAAGAAGUGAAAGUAUGAAUUCGUUUUUUGAUGGUUAUGUCAAUAGCAAUACUCCGUUGUCUGACUUUGUUGAUCAAUAUGAAAAGGCAAUUGCUAGCCAUCGCGAUACAGAAGAGAAAGAGGAUUUGAUAUCAAUGACAACCACCCCUGAUUUGACAAAUAUGCAUAGCUUGGAGGCUCAUGCUGGAAAAGUUUAUUCUCGGAAUAUAUUCAAAUUAUUUCAGAAUGAAUUUAUGCAGAUUUUGCAUUGCCAGCACAACAAAAAAGUAGUUACAGGUGUCGAGAUGGUGUAUGCUGUAACUUUCAAGCCUCAUAAUAGGUCACACACUGUUAAGGUAAAUAUUUCUAUUCAGUUUUUCAAGUGUUCAUGUGCUAAAUUUGAGACAUGGGGUAUUCUUUGCAAACACAUACUAUAUAUCAUGAAGCAAAAAUUAAGAUUAAAGAUCAUACCUGCUCAAUAUAUUUUGUCGAGAUGGACCUUAAAUGUGAGGCAUACAACCAGUUCAACGACCAGUAGGAACAAUGAUGGUGCACCUGGUUUGAAUAUAGAUUGCAGCACUAAUGAGGUAAGUUCUCUUGAAGCUUGGACAUUGCGAGGUGAUAGAAAGGGAAAUAAAGAUGUGGUGGGAAAAAGUUGA
Messenger RNA from Daucus carota subsp. sativus, 1053 nucleotides. Its product is annotated as protein FAR1-RELATED SEQUENCE 5-like. Gene Ontology annotation, biological process: regulation of DNA-templated transcription. Bases 1 to 1053 code for a protein of 350 amino acids. The record is from RefSeq and is a predicted model, not a curated record. NCBI's taxonomy places the organism in Eukaryota, Viridiplantae, Streptophyta, Magnoliopsida, Apiales, Apiaceae. Gene Ontology annotation, molecular function: zinc ion binding. The transcript is spliced from 2 exons.